UACUUCAUCAAUGGGAGAAGUGAGAGCAUUGAGUAUAAACUAGAGAAGCUGAGCAAACACUACUCCGCCGUCGAGCCAGACGUUGAUGGCAUUCUAUUACCGCACUCGUCGUGCAUUUCCCGUUUUCCGGUGGCGGCGUCACCUUUCUUCUUCUUCUUCUUCUUCUUCAUCAUCCAAAGUUCCUCUUCUUUGGGAAUCUAAAUCCACAGACUCACAACAAUCAGUCACUGUCCAACUAUAUUCCUGGGGACGUGGUGCUUCCGGUCAAUUGGGUGGCGGUAUUGAAGAAAUUAGAAUAUACCCAUCUCCUGUUGCUUCAUUUUCUUUGUCUCCCACUUUCCGGUUAUCCUCCCCCAUUCCUGGUCGUCUUCCUUCUGCUCCUGUGCUGCUGCCGUCUUCAUUUAAUGAGGGAAAGGUGGACGUUGAAAUAGGAAUUUCUUGUGGGCUUUUCCAUUCAGCUUUAUUGGUUGAUGGGAAUCUAUGGAUUUGGGGAAAAGGUGAUGGGGGUCGUCUUGGGUUUGGCCAUGAGAACCCGGUUUUUGUUCCUACGUUGAAUACUCAUUUGGACUCGGUUCGAAGUGUUGCUCUUGGUGGGCUUCAUUCAGUCGCUCUUAACUCUCUUGGGCAGGUCUUCACUUGGGGUUACGGUGGCUUUGGCGCUCUUGGUCAUAAAGUUUAUCAUAGAGAGCUGGUCCCUAGAUUAGUUGAGGGCUCUUGGGAUGCAGAAAUAUGCCAUGUUGCAACCAGUGGGACUCAUACAGCUGCUAUAACAAAAUCAGGUGAACUUUAUACUUGGGGACGAGAUGAAGGGGAUGGUCGAUUGGGCCUUGGUCCAGGUCGAGGCCCAAAUGAAGCAGGUGGUCUUAGCAUCCCUUUAAAAGUAAAAUCACUUCCUACAAGCGUAGCUGCUGUUUCAUGUGGUGGGUUUUUUACAAUGGCACUUUCAGAAGAGGGAGAGCUUUGGAAUUGGGGAGCCAAUUCAAACUAUGAGCUUGGAAGAGGUGACAAAUUAGGUGGUUGGAAACCGCAACCAGUUCCAAGCCUUAAAGGUGUUCGUGUUGUUCAGAUAGCUAGUGGGGGAUAUCAUUCUCUAGCUUUGACUGAUAAAGGAGAAGUGCUUUCAUGGGGUCAUGGAGGCCAUGGUCAACUGGGUAAUUCUUCUCUUCAAAACCAGAAAGUCCCUAUCCAAGUUGAGGCUUUGGCCCACGAGAAAGUCAUCUAUAUAUCUUGUGGAGGUUCAUCGUCGGCAGCUAUAACAGAUGGUGGGAAACUAUACAUGUGGGGCAAUGCAAAAGAUUGUCAACUGGGUGUUCCGGGAUUGCCGGAGAAACAGUCAACUCCUAUUGAAGUCAAGUUUCUUAUGGAGGAUGAUGGACUUGGAUACCAUAACGUGCUUUCAGUAGCCAUCGGUGCUUCUCAUGCCAUGUGCUUGGUUUCCAGGUCAGGUCACUUAAAGUGUUGAAAAAGGAUCACUCUGGUUGUAUAAUGACUCAAUAGCAAUGAAGCAGUUUUCUGCAGCUUUUUAUCUGGUAAAAUACCAGGUUAAAUUUAGAGUUUAGUCCAUUUGGGAUGAUUAUUGUUCCAGGAACUUUGUUUUCACCUAACAAGAGAUCUCCACAGUUUUGAGUUUUUUUGUUGACUUAGGUACUCCGAAAUAAAUGAAUGUUGAGAUGCUUAUUAAUCACCAAAGUAGCGGCUAGGAUUAGGGCACAGUACGUGUGUGCCUUUCACAGGCUUAUCAUUGUCAUAUAGGUUUGUGACAAAGCAGCUUUUGAGCUCUGAAUGUUGUAAAGAGAUAACCAAGGCUCUUCCUAGGAAAUGUUUAGCAUCAUCUUGAUUAGGUCUCUUGAUGAUCAGUUUCCUUGACAUGUUGAUGCUAGUUUUGUAAGUGGUGAACCUGAAAGACAGAAGAGAAUUCCUGUUAAGUUUUCAACAUUUGUUUGUAUAAAUGCUAUUUGAGUUGCUAUCUGCAAAAACUCAUUUUGAUGAU
Messenger RNA from Solanum stenotomum, 1990 nucleotides. RefSeq names its product RCC1 domain-containing protein RUG3, mitochondrial. The transcript is spliced from 6 exons. Bases 86 to 1462 code for a protein of 458 amino acids. NCBI's taxonomy places the organism in Eukaryota, Viridiplantae, Streptophyta, Magnoliopsida, Solanales, Solanaceae. The record is from RefSeq and is a predicted model, not a curated record.